This is a messenger RNA of Exophiala bonariae, 1179 nucleotides long. RefSeq lists its product as uncharacterized. The transcript is spliced from 2 exons. NCBI's taxonomy places the organism in Eukaryota, Fungi, Ascomycota, Eurotiomycetes, Chaetothyriales, Herpotrichiellaceae. The record is from RefSeq and is a predicted model, not a curated record. The coding region runs from base 1 to 1179 and encodes 392 amino acids.
AUGCAAGUCUUCUCUGUCGCCCUGCCCCUGGCCGCCCUGGUCAGCGGCAUCUACGCUGCUCCCGGUUGGGAGUCAGCACCAGCUGGUGAUGCCUGCUUGGCCGCUGUCACUGGCACCGCCGCCCUCGGCGAUGCUGGUCUCCGUGCAUUCCACUGCAAGAGCUAUCUCGCCACCACCGUCACCCCCGCUCCCGUCGUUGAGACCGUCACCAUCACCGCGGAUGGCGCUGGUAAGGAUGGAUGGAAGCGAGGAACCGUGAUUGUCUGCCCCAACGAGGUCCCCAACUACGCCAGUGCCUGUGAUGAUGCUCAUUAUACCAGCGCUUGCUCCAAGUUCGGCUUCACCAACAUCAUCACCACCACCGUCGCAGCACCCACCACCACCAAGACCGUCUGGGUUAAGCCCACCGGUGGAGUUGUCGUCUCUGGCACCACCUGCCCAGCUGCUGGCACCGUUACAAAGACCGUUUCUGGCUCAGCCUGGGGUGGUAAGGAGACUGUUACCGUCUCCGUCCCUCUCUCUGGAUCUGCUACCGUCAUCACAAAGACCGUCACCGUGUCCGGCGCCUAUGGAUCUCACACCGUCCCCACUGUCACUGUUUCUGGUACUUGCACCGCUCCAUCGCACUACACCACCACCACCGUCACCACUACCACCACCAGCGCUGUCCCAAGCAAGUGUGUUGUUACUGAUGCUUUGGCAUCUGAUCUCGUUGACGGCUUCAUCACCCUGUUGGAGUUCACCGAUUACAAGCAACCCCCCAACAGCACCUUCCCUCCUCCAGGCCGAGGCUACAAGAUCGAUGUCUCCAACAAGAUCCUGAACGAUAAAUUCCAAGAUAUCUCCGACUCCAUUAACUUCAUGGCUGGCAUCCCUCUCGGCAGCAUCACAUUCCCCAGCAAGGGUGCGUUCGAUGCUGGCCAAGGUUCCCAACCUGAGGUUACCGUCAAGACCUUGAACCUGUGGCACGAUUGCACCACCAUCACCUGGAGAUGGGUCAUCACAUCCACUACUUUCCCCGUCGUCGGCAUCAACCGAUUCACCGUUGGCGAUGAUGGCAAAUUCAUCCGCAACUACGCCGAAUUCGACAGCGGCGCUUGGCUACAGUCUUUCCGCCAAGUGUGUGCCAUCAACGGCCCACCAACACCACUGCCAAUCGAUUCAUUCGCAACCAAGUAA